GUUUCUUUAAGAAAGAGCUAACAGAUGAGAGAAAUAGACGUUGGGCAUGUGUAGCAGACAGACAGUUACCUCAAAAUUUGAAAAUCUCAAUUCUGUCUUGUAAUAACAACAUACGGAGUAAAAUCAGAGAAUAAAAUCCCGAGCCCACCGUACAUUCUCAGAAUCUCUAGUCCUUUUUUCUUGUGGGAAAUCACCUGAAGUUUUUAAUCUUUUUUUGAGCCUCGAUUCUUGAUGGCCUAGCCCUCUGUUCACCUUGCCUCCUACAUUCUUCUGUGAUUGUUUGAAAAAAAUGGAUGGUUUAGUUGAGAGGAAGAAGAAAAGAGAUGGGUCGUGUCCGUGCGAGUCGCUCAGUGAGUCCAGCUCGAGAGUGUCGAUCUCCGACGCUUCGUCGGAGAGCUGUUCUUCUCCGGCCCCGUUGGGCUGGCCCAUUCCGGUGACAACUGGGAUCAAGAAAUUAUGUGAAGCUCAAAAAGAGAGAAAAUCCCAGGAAGCUGAUGAAGGGGUGGACUCGAAAAUUUCAGAAUUUGAUAUGAUGCAAGAGAGAUUUGCAAAAUUGCUGCUUGGAGAAGAUAUGUCUGGUGGUGGCAAAGGGGUUUCAGCAGCACUUGCAAUUUCAAAUGCCAUUACUAAUCUUUGUGCUACGGUUUUUGGGCAAUUGUGGAGGUUGGAGCCAUUGCAUCCCGAAAAGAAAUCGUUGUGGCGAAGAGAGAUGGAGUGGCUUGUUGCUGUUAGUGAUCACAUUGUGGAAUUAAUACCUUCUUGGCAAACAUUCCCUGAUGGAAGUAGGCUAGAGGUGAUGAGUAGCAGACCGCGAUCAGAUCUGUUUAUUAACCUUCCAGCUCUUAGGAAACUCGACCACAUGCUUACUGAAAUCUUAGAUAGUUUUACAGACACGGAGUUUUGGUAUGUGGAUCAAAGUGUGGUUGAAAGCGAGAGUGAUGGUUCGGGGUCUUUCCGUAAGGCCAUCCAGCGACAAGAAGACAAGUGGUGGCUGCCUGUCCCGAGGGUCCCUCCUAGCGGUCUCGUUGAGGGCACGAGGAAGAAGUUAAACCAGAAGCGUGAAUGCGCGAGCCAGAUUCUAAAAGCCGCUAUGUCCAUCAACAGCAUUGCUAUUGCUGAGAUGGAUGUUCCAGUCUCUUACUUGGAAGCUCUCCCAAAGAGCGGGAGAGGCUGUCUAGGAGAUGUCGUUUAUCGCUAUAUCACAUCAGACCAUUUCUCUUCGGAGUGCCUGCUCGAUUGCCUUGACCUGUCUUCCGAGCACCUUGCUCUCGAGAUGGCAAAUUGUGUGGAAGCUGCAAUAUACGUUUGGCGUAGAAGACACCAUUCAGGCCGUUUGACAGCAAAAACUUCUUGGAAUAUGGUUAAAGAUCUGGUUGUUGAUGGAGACAAGAGGGAUUUGCUUGCAGAGAGAGCUGAGAAUCUUCUUCUUUGCUUGAAGCAAAGAUUCCCUGGCCUCACCCAAACCUCCCUGGAUUCCUGCAAGAUUCAUUGCAAUAAGGAUGUGGGGAAAUCUAUCCUCGAGAGCUACUCGAGGGUCCUAGAGAGCCUUGCUUUCAACAUUGUGGCGCGCAUAGAUGAUCUCCUAUACGUGGAUGACAUAACGAGGCAAUCUCAACCCGACGAUGCAGAAAUUUGCCCCCGAAAACUUCCAAUCCCCCCCUAUCCCUCGGUGCCUGUCUCCCCAGCCUUUGCUACUACAACCUUUUCUCCCGCGCCCCUGGUAAGCCCCGCGAGGACUUCAUUCAUCAGCAACAAGCUCCCUGGGCGGGCUUUUGGUGUCAAACGAGCCCUGUCGAACUAUCUAGGUGGUGAAGCAAAGGCAAAGAACUCUGCAAAGGCCCCGGGAGCUUCCUCGCCUCCUGUUUCCAAUCAAAGUUCACAACCAUUAUCAUCGAAAACUUUCUUGGCGGGUGCAGAUCAGCAGCACAAGGAGCAGCGUUCGAUCUUGCAGCCACUUAAUCGUUGAGCCAUGCCAAGAAGGCGCUAGGCGCUAGUCGGGCACCCGGGGGACGCCUAGCGCCUAGGCGCGGCUAAGUAAUCCAAGUAUAUUGUCUCCACUUUUCCCACUUAGGGCUCGGAAUUGUUAGAAUGUUAUAAUCCCCCAAACUAGUCAAUUGCAUAUGCUAAAUGGUUAGUUGAGUACAUGGCUAGAGAAAUAUAGAAGAAGAGUAGCUGAGCAGACAAAAAAUCACUCGCCCAAGUUGAACGCCAAUUCCGCUAAGUUGGGCACCGACUCGGUCGAGUUAGGUGCUCGACUCGGCCGAAUUAGGCACUCAACUCAGCCGAAUCAGCGCCUAGUCGGCCAGUUAGUCGGUCAGCCGACUAAAAGCUGUCUAGGACUGCAAUGACAUAGACGCCCCUAGGCUACUUUUUACAACAUUAUAUUGCUCUUAAAUAGUGACUGCAGGUUUCCUUUC
This is a messenger RNA of Ipomoea nil (Japanese morning glory), 2417 nucleotides long. RefSeq names its product rop guanine nucleotide exchange factor 5-like. Gene Ontology annotation, molecular function: guanyl-nucleotide exchange factor activity. The coding region runs from base 290 to 1966 and encodes 558 amino acids. The transcript is spliced from 8 exons. NCBI's taxonomy places the organism in Eukaryota, Viridiplantae, Streptophyta, Magnoliopsida, Solanales, Convolvulaceae. The record is from RefSeq and is a predicted model, not a curated record.